UGAAAUAGAUAAGAAAAAAAUGUGAACAGAUUUUCCCUUUUAAUUUAAAUAGUUAACAGAAUGCUAACCUUAAAGGUGUUUAUAAGUGUGUGUGUAAUUUUGUUAACGUUAGAAGAUGUUCUAGCCGACAACGAUGAAACAAAAGAUGUGAAAAAUCUGAAUGGAAUCAGCAGGGCUACUCUGGAAGAGAUUGUUCUGGGUAUGUCCGACAAGAUCAAAUCCCUGGAAAGAAAAGUUGACAAGCUUGGGCAUUUGGAAGAUAAAGUUUCGUCAUUAGCAGCAACGGUAGCUUUGAAGAGCGAGAAAAUCGAAGAAUUGGAACGGGAGAUUAAAAGGGCUGCUGUAGAGGAAAAUGGUGCAAAAGAGACUGUCUCCGUCAGAGCAGAAGUAAAUAACGGGAAUCCUGCAGAUCGGUCGCCUACAAAAAAUAAGAUAAGAGGAAUACGACAAGUUGAAAAUGUGGCGUUCUCUGCUGUAAUGUCACAUGCCGUAAAACACCUUGGAGACAAACAAACGAUUAAAUUCGACAACGUACUUCUUAAUGACGGCCAUGGUUAUGAACCCAAUACGGGCGUCUUCACCGCACCUUUAUCCGGAACUUAUCUAUUCACUUAUAACUUUGGUCAUCAUGGCACUGGUGAAACCUGGUUGGAACUCGUAAAAAACGGAGGUGUCCAGAAUGGCGCUGCCGUUGAAGGUCAUUUCGGAGAGCAAAACCUGCAAGGAGGUAAUGCAGCAAUCAUAAAGGUGAAUCGAGGAGACACGGUGUGGGUGGAGACAUUUCAGGUGCCAGACGUCACGGCACAGGGAACAUUCACUACAUUUUCCGGGGCGUUUCUGUAUUGAAUCUAAAUUUUCCAAGAUCUAUUAAAUAUUAUUUGGCAGUAACUUA
This is a messenger RNA of Ruditapes philippinarum (Manila clam), 892 nucleotides long. RefSeq names its product inner ear-specific collagen-like. Lineage: Eukaryota; Metazoa; Mollusca; Bivalvia; Venerida; Veneridae. Gene Ontology annotation, molecular function: protein binding. Bases 61 to 846 code for a protein of 261 amino acids. The record is from RefSeq and is a predicted model, not a curated record. The transcript has 2 exons.